This is a messenger RNA of Mesorhabditis spiculigera, 945 nucleotides long. Lineage: Eukaryota; Metazoa; Nematoda; Chromadorea; Rhabditida; Rhabditidae. The record is from the annotation of a GenBank genome assembly.
AUGUCGCGACCCCUCUUUUGCCUCGUUUCUGCUAUAUUGUUGCAAAAUGCAGCUACGAAACUCGUCGAUUCUGAUGAAUUACUUGAGGACCUGGAGCCUUCUGAUAUUGACAGAAAUCUGAAAAUCGUGAACGGUAAAGACGUGCACAUCAGCCAAUAUCCGUAUGCGGUCUCUGUUCAGCGCCACGGACAGCAACCACCGCGAUGGAUAGACCAAUGGGUGCACGAAUGCACGGGAACGCUGAUCGGACUUCGCUGGGUGCUCACCGCGGCGCAUUGCAACAUCAAAGAAGAGAAUGGGGGGCUGAACGAAAUUCGCGUCGUACUUGGCGCUACGAACAUCAACAUCAAUGGCAAAUACAAGCCGGGAGAUGGGGCGCAAGAAAUCAAGAUCAGACAUAUCCACCGGCAUCCAAAUGCACGGCCGGUGCCGAACCACAACCGGGUGUUCGACACCUACGACCCGUUCGGGAUCUCGUUGCUCGAGUUGGAUCACGACGUGAGACUCCAUGAGGGUAGUGUCAUCCCGGUUACGCUAGUCCGGGAGGGUUCGGCAGCUUUUGCUACCGUGCGGAAAUAUUGGAGCAUUGUCACCGGGUUCGGAUGGGGCAUCGAGGCUUUGCGAGCCCCCUUCCAUCCCCUCCUUCGCUUCUACCAGGCGGGCUAUACAUCCGGCUGCACCCGGAUCUCACACCCCAACUUUAUCUGCUUCGACUAUCUGGACUACCCGAAGCGGUCGUUUCCUUGCUAUGGAGAUGAGGGAGGCGGCAUCAUCGUGCAAGUGGCCAGCCCGUCCGGUCAUAUGCCAUACUACUGGGUGAUGCUGGCCAUGAACAUUAACGGUCCGCAUUGCUCGGAAAAUCAGCAGCAAGCCCUUCGAGUGACCCUCUUCUGCGAGUGGUUCGAGCAAAUUACCGGCAUCCAAUUCUGCCUCAGCUCGCUUGUU